This is a messenger RNA of Lathyrus sativus (Indian pea), 624 nucleotides long. NCBI's taxonomy places the organism in Eukaryota, Viridiplantae, Streptophyta, Magnoliopsida, Fabales, Fabaceae. The record is from the annotation of a GenBank genome assembly.
AUGGGCGCUUCAGAGUCUACUUUCCCCACCGCGCAGACGCCGGAUGACCAAAUCACCACCGUAACAGCACCGUUGGAAGCCUCUGAUCCCAUUUUAGAGCGCCUUAAAUCCCUCAAAAUUACGCCGCCGGUGUUGACGUCGCCUCCAACGGAGGGUACUUUAACUGAUAUUCUAGUGAGGCGGCCUUCAUCAUCGCCGGGUAUGGCUACAGUGAAUCCCAAGGUUUUACUUGAGCUCUUCUCAAUGUACCGUGAUUGGCAGGAAGAAAGGGUCCAAGAGAUAAGCAAAAAACAGGAGGAGAUAGAAAACAAAAUAGAAGUUGCUGAUGCUUUGGCAAUCAAACUUCUUCAGCGAUAUAAUCACUCAACGUCCACUAUGAAGACUGCUUCACAGCAUCUCUCAGGAGUUCAUUCAUUGCAGGUAGAAAUUGGAAGGCUCAAAGGAAGGUUGACCGAAGUUAUCAGUAACUGUGAUGCUUUGUGCAAGAGGAUCGCUGCAGAGGGCCCAGAACCCCUCCGAUCAUCUAUCAAACCUUUUGCAAUUGCUAAGGCUAAUCAAGAAAUUUGCUCAAGUUCAACUAACUUGCAAAACGUAACAAAAACAAGUCCACCUUCUGCAGAAUAG